Messenger RNA from Penicillium chermesinum, 3189 nucleotides. It is a transcript of the gene hir1, whose product is annotated as putative histone transcription regulator Hir1. Gene Ontology annotation, molecular function: protein binding; nucleosome binding. NCBI's taxonomy places the organism in Eukaryota, Fungi, Ascomycota, Eurotiomycetes, Eurotiales, Aspergillaceae. The record is from RefSeq and is a predicted model, not a curated record. Bases 1 to 3189 code for a protein of 1062 amino acids. Gene Ontology annotation, biological process: chromatin remodeling; DNA-templated transcription; regulation of DNA-templated transcription. Gene Ontology annotation, cellular component: nucleus; HIR complex. The transcript is spliced from 4 exons.
AUGCAUAUAAUUAAGCCGGUCUGGCUUACGCACGGAGGCGAGAGGAAGGAUUUCGAGGUCUACAGUUGUGAUGUAUCUCCAGAUGGGAAGAGACUGGUGACAGCCGCCGGAGAUGGCUAUGUGCGAAUUUGGUCUACAGAAGCUAUUAGCAACACCGGAAACCCUGAAUUUGCCGGUAAGCCCAAACAGCUUGCGUCGAUGAGCAACCACUCCGGUACCAUUCAUACUGUACGCUUUUCGCCAAAUGGGAAGUACCUUGCCUCCGGCGCCGAUGAUAAGAUUGUCUGUGUAUACACGCUUGAUUCAAACCCACCCACACACUCUACAUUCGGUUCCGAUGAGGCGCCGCCUGUCGAGAAUUGGCGGACAAUCCGACGAUUGAUCGGCCACGACAACGAUGUGCAGGACUUGGGGUGGUCAUUCGACUCCUCGGUGUUGGUUUCAGUCGGAUUAGACUCCAAAGUGGUUGUGUGGUCAGGACAUACCUUCGAAAAGUUGAAAACGAUCGCCGUGCAUUCCAGUCAUGUCAAAGGCAUCACAUUCGACCCUGCCAACAAGUAUUUUGCUACCGCAAGUGACGACCGUACUGUGCGCAUCUUCCGAUUCACUUCCCCAGCCCCGAACUCAACCUCCCACGACCAAAUGAACAACUUCGUCCUCGAGCACACCAUCACUGCGCCUUUCGAGAAUUCUCCCUUAACUGCCUACUUCCGUCGCUGUUCAUGGUCGCCCGAUGGCAUGCAUAUUGCUGCCGCGAACGCUGUAAAUGGUCCCGUUAGCUCUGUUGCUAUUAUCAAUCGUGGCUCAUGGGAUGGCGAUAUCAAUCUCAUUGGUCACGAAGCACCGGUAGAAGUCUGCUCGUUCUCUCCUCGGCUGUAUUCAAGAGAACCCUUGUCAAAGCAGGCCGCCGACAGCCACCAUGCCGCGCAUCAUGUCACAGUGAUUGCAUGUGCUGGGGCUGACAAGUCUCUAAGUAUCUGGAUCACAAGUAAUCCUCGGCCAAUGGUGGUAGCACAGGAAAUGGCUGCUAAGUCGAUAUCGGACCUCGCAUGGAGUCCUGACGGCAAGUGCCUCUUCGCGACUGCCCUGGACGGAACUAUCUUGAUGAUUCGAUUCGAGGAAGGAGAGCUGGGCUUUGCCACCGAGAUGGAAGAGAACGAGAAGUCGUUGACCAAAUUUGGAACCAACCGCAAAGGUGCGGGAAUCACCGAGAACAUUGAUAGUCUUCUGCUAGAGGAGAAAAGCAAAGCUGGGGAAAUCAAGGGCGUGGAAGGUCGCAUGGGCGCUCUGAUGGGUGACGACAGCACGUCAAAUGAGGCCGCUGUGAAUGGCACAUCAGGAGCACAGCCUUCAAACGGGACGACACCAGCACAAGCUCCUUCCCCCAAAUCUGACGCGGCGAAGACCCAGACCAACGGAACUGGAUCAGCAGCUCCUGGUAGCGAAACAGAGAAACCAGAUCCAUAUCAAGCUAAACUCGAGCGGCUGAAGCAACGGCCUACCUAUACGAAAGAGGGCAAGAAGCGCAUUGCUCCCUUGCUCGUUUCUGGGGCGGGGGCUGGAGAAUCCUCACUUCCACAGGCACGUCUCAUGGCUUCAGUGAGCAAUCAAGUGAAGGUGGAUACCCCAACAUCUAUUGUUGACCUAUCGAAGCCUUUUGAUGGCUUGCCCAAGGGUGGACUUACUGCAUUACUUCUCGGCAAUAAGCGGAAACUUGCUCACCUCGACGGUGACGAAGAAAACUCCGUUGAGAAGCGAGUUGCAAUAGCCAGCCAAAAUGGUGCCACGCCUAUUAUGGCGAACACUCCAGAUGGUCUGCUCCCAGCCCAAACACAGCCUGGGACGAUCGGUCAACAACCAACACCUGAAUUCAUUAGGCCGGCUGUCACCAACCCUUGCAUGUCGGUGAGUCAGGUUCGUCUUGCUGUUCCCAAGAUUCGGAGCCACAUUCUCCGCGCAUUAGAUUCUACCGGGAAGCCAACAGAGCCUCCAGCCCCUGGUGGUGGCGGAGAUUCAAGCAGCAAGUCUCGCGUUGACGUGGUUUUUGAGGCUCGCAACCCGUCAGCCGCCAGCUUAACUGGUCGGGCUGUGGAUCGAGAGCCAGUUCGUCUAACGCUUUUCCGUGGUGAACAACCCCUUUGGCAGGACUUCCUGCCCAAAUCUGUCCUGCAGGUAACAGGGAAUCAGCACUUCUGGGCCGCUGGCUGUGAAGAUGGCUCCAUCUACCUCUGGACACCAGCGGGCCGCCGCUUGGUAAGCGCACUUGUCCUGGAGGCUCAACCAGUUAUAAUCGAGAGCAACGGGCCGUGGCUACUCUGCAUCACAGCCGUGGGCAUGUGUUACGUCUGGAAUGUCAAGCACCUCUCCUCACCACACCCGCCUGUUUCUAUACAGCCGGUCCUUGACGCUGCGAUCUACGUCAUGGGCGCCCACCCCACAGUCGUUCCUGCCGUAACAGAUGCGCGAAUCAAUUCGGAAGGCCGCAUCGUGGUAUCUCUUACUAAUGGCGAAGGAUAUAGUUACUCGCCAACGAUGUACGCGUGGCAGCGUGUCUCAGAAGCUUGGUGGGCCGUCGGCAGUCAAUACUGGAAUUCGACUGAUGCAGCAGUUGGCAACCUGCAAUCGCGUGAUAUGCAGCAAGAUAUGAAGGAUGCCAAGGCAGCUGUGUCUGCCGGUAUUAUACCAUUCCUGGAGCGAAACACAACUAACGAGACUCUACUGCGCGGGCGCGCAUACUUCUUACAACGCCUCAUCAAAACCCUCCUCUCGCGCGAAGGCUAUGAGACAUUUGAAUCGAGUGUUUCUAUUGCGCAUCUUGAGAAUCGCAUGGCGGCUGCGCUGUCAUUGGGCGCCAAGGAGGAGUUCCGGCUCUAUCUCAGCAUGUACGCGAAACGUAUCGGGGCCGAGGGUCUCAAGAUGAAGGUCGAAGAACUCCUCAAGGGGUUGAUCGGGGGUUUGUUCGAAGAUGAAGACAACUCGAAUGAGGUCUCAAAACUCCAGCCGAAUGAAGUUGCAGGCCGCAACUGGAGAGAGGGAUCUGAGGACCUGUGUGGCUGGCCACGGGAGACGUUAUUGAGGGAGGUGAUCCUUUCUCUAGGUAAAUACCGCGAACUCCAGCGGGUAACAGUUCCGUAUGCCAAGUUGCUUGAUAUGGUGGACAGUACCGAGAGCGAUGCGAUGGACCUCUGA